GGAACACCAACCAAAAAAAUGGCAAAGGAUAAUUUAACAGCUGUUCUAUAUGGAAUUGAAGAUAUGCGUUUGGAACAACGUCCAAUUCCGGAAAUCUCUGACAAUGAGGUUCUCUUGGCCAUGGAUUGUGUCGGUAUUUGCGGUUCUGAUGUGCAUUACCUGGCCAAUGGACGCAUUGGUGAUUUUAUACUCACCAAACCAAUGAUUAUUGGCCAUGAAGCCGCUGGCGUUGUGGCCAAAGUGGGAUCCAAGGUCAAACAUCUCAAAGUGGGUGAUCGUUGUGCCAUCGAACCCGGUGUACCCUGCUACAUUUGUAAUUUUUGUAAAGGUGGCCAAUACAAUCUGUGUCCCGAUAUGAAAUUCUGUGCCACCCCACCCUACGAUGGCAAUUUGACCCGGUACUAUAAACAUGCCGCCGAUUUUUGUUUCAAACUGCCCGAUCAUGUAACAAUGGAAGAGGGUGCCCUACUCGAACCCUUGUCGGUGGGUGUUCAUGCCUGUCGUCGUGCUGGUGUGGGUCUAGGAUCGAAUGUUUUGAUUUUGGGUGCUGGACCAAUUGGUUUAGUAACCUUGCUGGUGGCACAAUCAAUGGGCGCAUCGAAAAUUAUGAUUACCGAUUUGGUACAACAACGUUUAGAUGUGGCCAAAGAAUUGGGUGCAACACACACUUUGCUAAUGAAACGCGACGAUGUUGCCGAAGAUGUGGCUAAGCAGGUGGAGAAGUUGAUGGGUGUGCAACCGGACAAAACAAUUGAAUGUUGUGGUGCAGAGUCGACAACACGUUUGGGUAUUUUUGCAACCCGUUCCGGUGGCUGUUGUGUCAUUGUGGGCAUGGGUGCCCCAGAAGUGAAAGUGCCUUUGAUUAAUGCCUUAGCUCGUGAAGUUGAUAUUCGUGGGGUAUUCAGAUACUGUAAUGAUUACGCUGCCGCGUUGGCCCUCGUCGCAUCCGGUCGUGUCAAUGUCAAACGUUUGGUAACUCAUCACUUUGAUAUAACCGAAACGGAUAAGGCUUUUGAAACUGCACGCAAAGGUUUGGGCGGAGCCAUCAAGGUUAUGAUCCACGUUCAGCCCAAGGAUACUAAUAAUAAGAAAUAGAAAUAUUCAAAUUAAAGAUUUAUGUACAUAAA
This is a messenger RNA of Musca vetustissima, 1127 nucleotides long. RefSeq names its product sorbitol dehydrogenase-like. The coding region runs from base 19 to 1095 and encodes 358 amino acids. Gene Ontology annotation, biological process: D-sorbitol catabolic process. Gene Ontology annotation, molecular function: zinc ion binding; L-iditol 2-dehydrogenase (NAD+) activity. The transcript is spliced from 5 exons. Lineage: Eukaryota; Metazoa; Arthropoda; Insecta; Diptera; Muscidae. The record is from RefSeq and is a predicted model, not a curated record.